Molecule: messenger RNA, 2211 nt
Organism: Notechis scutatus (mainland tiger snake)
Lineage: Eukaryota; Metazoa; Chordata; Lepidosauria; Squamata; Elapidae
Source: RefSeq, a predicted model, not a curated record
AGCGGCCUAGUCCAGACGCCGCUGCCUUCCUCUUCCCGCUCCGGGAGCGAUGGCGGAGACGUCUUGGAACGAAGACACGGGCGGGGCGGUUUACCGAUCCCGAGACCCCAUCCGUAACCUGCGCCUCAGGGUUAAAAUUCAGCAGGUUACUUCCACUAGCCUUCUACUACAGCAGCUACAGCAAUCUUUCUGCCAAUCAGGCCAACAGUUCAUCGGCUUGUCAACUUUUCAGCCUUACAACUCAGCAACAGGUGGACAUGGUCCUGAAGAGGAGAAAGAGGAGGCUGUUAUUGGCUGGCAAGAAAAACUCUUCAGUCAAUUUGAGGUUGAUCUUUACCAGAAUCAGUCUGCCUGCCAGAGCCCACUUGACCGACAAUACCAUCAGGAUAUUCUAAAACUGGAAGAGUUGGGAGGUCGAAAGAAUAAGCGGAUCUUCACCUACACAGACCAUGACCGCUUCACCAACCUAGAAGAGCAUGGUCAGAAAAUGACCACUUCUGACAAGGAAGUGCCUUCGUAUUUGGCAGAAAUGAUGGCUAAUGUGAGGAGGAGGAGACAAGAACGCAGGCCAGUAGAAGGAAACAUCCUGAAAUCCCGAAUUAUCACCUGGCAGCCUUCAGAAGAAUUCAUCAAGAACAACCAUGUCCUUAAUACUCCUGUGCAGACCAUGUAUAUUAUGGGGGACCUAGGACCCCAAGGCAAGCUUGGUUGCAAGGAGUAUGAGUAUGUUCUCUGCAUGAUCAGGGUAGAUGGCAAUGGAGUCAUCACAGUCAAGCCAGAUUUUACAGGCACAAAAGGGCCUUACAGGAUUGAGCUGGAAGGGGAGAAGCGGGAAAUGUGGAAAUUCACUCUAGAGAAUGCCUCAGCCACAGUGGAAGAGAAGGAGGAAGCACGGGAACAACGUGUCUUCAAGGAUUUGUACAGCCGACAUAAAGAGUACCUCAGUGGACUUGUUGGAUCUGACUUUGAGAUGACUGCUCCUGGUAUUUUCCGACUUUUUGUUAAUGGUGAAAUAGUUUCAGCCCAGGGUUAUGAAUACGACAAUCUGUACAUACAUUUCUUCUUGGAACUGCCCAGCUGCUGGUCAUGUCCCCCAUCUCAACUACUCUCUGGAAUGACACAGACUUGCACUAGCAAAGUACAUGGCAAACAUAGGGUGGCUUUUUUUUCCUUCCCAUUUACCCUGGAGAUGUUCUUCACCCAAGAGGAUGACUUGGAAGGUUCCCUCCCUGAGUGGCCUGUCCUGUACUUUGAGGUUCUUUCCUUGGAUUUCUGGCAUAGGUACCGUGUUGAAGGCUAUGGGUUUGUAGUGCUGCCAGCAACGCCAGGGGUUCACACUCUGUCUGUUUCUACAUGGCGUCCUGUGGAGUUGGGAACCAUUUCAGAACUACGGAGGUUUUUCAUUGGGGGAUCUCCGGAGCUUGAGGAUAUAACCUACACCAAAGUGCCAAGUACUUUCACAGGUGAUCGUCUCAGCCGUUUUGGUUUUCGUUCUGAAACAACAGGGAGUGUCACUUUCCGGCUGAACUGCCUGCAGCAGUCCAAAGCUUUUCUGGAGUCCAGCUCCAUGAAGAAACGCAUGCGGAGUGUUCUGGAUCGACUAGGAAACUUCAGUCAGCAAAGUUCCCUUUAUAAUGUUUUAGAGGCUUUCCAACGGGCUCGUCACCGGAUGCAGGAAGCCCGGGAAAGCCUUCCUCAAGAUUUGAUUCGUACUUCAGCCUCUGAAGCUCACAAUGAUGAAAGCAUCAUCAAGCAGCCUGCUGCCUUCUAAGAUGUUCUCCACCAGUGUUUCUCAGCCUCAGCCACUUGAAGACGCGUGGACUUCAACUCUCAGAAUUCCCCAGCCAGCUCUACGCCUUGGGUUCUCACCUUUGCUUUUGCAACUUAUCAGGGAGUCCUGAAUCUCAGUUUGGAUCUGGAGGGUGGGCCAUGUGAUGCUGGACAUAGGUGCUCGGACUGCUGUUUCUUCAAAGGAUGUGACAGAAACCUCAAUUUUUCUCCCUUUCUUCACACAAGAUCAUGAGAUGACAAAACAUUCUAUGCCUUAGGAAGGCAACCAUGUUGUACAGUAUUUUAUUUUGUGUACAUGGAUGUGUUUUUGUACCUAAGUGUAUGUAUAAUUAUAUACAGUAUACAUAAACACACCAUAACACCCACAAACAUGCACACACACAAAUAUACAUAUUGUAUCUGCACUCUGUUUAUAACAUG